Messenger RNA from Entrophospora sp. SA101, 582 nucleotides. The record is from the annotation of a GenBank genome assembly. Lineage: Eukaryota; Fungi; Glomeromycota; Glomeromycetes; Entrophosporales; Entrophosporaceae.
AUGCCAGGAGCUCCAAUUAAUUGCUCAAAGACUUACAAGGUUCCACGUCGUCCCUUUGAGAAGGAACGUAUGGACCAAGAACUUCGCUUAAUUGGUGAUUAUGGAUUGAGAAACAAACGCGAAAUUUGGCGCGUGGCUUAUACAUUAUCAAAUAUUCGAAGAGCUGCUCGUGAAUUGUUAACAUUAGAUGACAAGGAUCCUCGUAGACUUUUUGAAGGAAAUGCAUUGAUUAGAAGACUUGUUAGAAUUGGUGUGUUGGAUGAAUCUAAGAUGAAACUUGAUUACGUAUUGGCUUUGAAAAUUGAAGAUUUCUUGGAAAGAAGACUACAAACCCAAGUCUAUAAAUCUGGUUUGGCCAAAUCUAUUCAUCAUGCACGUGUACUGAUAAGACAGCGUCAUAUUCGUGUUGGAAAACAAAUUGUCAAUAUUCCUAGUUUUAUCGUCAGGCUCGAAUCCCAAAAACACAUUGAUUUUGCACUUACUUCACCUUAUGGUGGUGGACGUCCUGGACGUGUAAAGAGAAAACGCUUACGAUCAGCAUCAAAAACUAAUGAUGAAGAAGGAGAAGAUGACGACGAAUAA